Messenger RNA from Cannabis sativa, 1461 nucleotides. RefSeq names its product putative clathrin assembly protein At1g25240. The record is from RefSeq and is a predicted model, not a curated record. Lineage: Eukaryota; Viridiplantae; Streptophyta; Magnoliopsida; Rosales; Cannabaceae. Gene Ontology annotation, molecular function: clathrin heavy chain binding; phosphatidylinositol-4,5-bisphosphate binding; 1-phosphatidylinositol binding. Bases 169 to 1380 code for a protein of 403 amino acids. Gene Ontology annotation, biological process: vesicle budding from membrane; clathrin coat assembly; clathrin-dependent endocytosis. The transcript has a single exon. Gene Ontology annotation, cellular component: clathrin-coated pit; clathrin-coated vesicle.
AACGCGUUUAAUUAACUAAUCAUUAUACAAUUUUUUUAUUUUCAUACAAAACAAAAUAAUAAAGAGAACCUAAAAACAAGGAAAGCCCUCAAAUUGGACGAAUUUUGUGGUACUCAUAUCAAAAAUUUCAGACACUAAACACAAAAGAAAGAAAGAAAAAAAAUUAUUAUGAAGCUCUGGAAAAGAGCUGUGGGGGUUCUGAAGGACAAGAGGAGCAUAUACGUGGCCGGCGUGUCUCGGCGGACAUCCUAUCGGAACCCCCACCUGGAGGCCAUAAUCAUUAAGGCCACCAGUCAUGAUGAUUCCUUUGUUGACUACAAGAAUUUUCAAAGAGUCUACCAAUGGGCAAGAACAUCUCCUCUUUACAUGAAGCCUUUAAUAUGGUCUCUCUCGAAUCGAAUGGACAAGACAAGAACAUGGGUUGUUGCACUCAAGGGUUUGAUGUUAAUCCACGGCGUCAUAUGUUGUAAAAUCCCCGCUAUCCAGAGGAUCGGACGGUUACCGUUCGAUCUCUCUAGUUUCUCAGAUGGACACACCAAGCCUAGUAAGGCUUGGGGUUUCAACGCUUUUAUUCGUGCUUAUUUUGCUUAUUUGGACCAAAAAUGCUUUUUAAGUUUUUUCGAGAUUAAGGAAAAUAAUAAUGCUAAAAAAAUUAGUUUGGGGGAAGAGUUGCGGCGGUUGGUGACGUGGCAAUCUUUGAUGGAUCUACUUUUACAAGUUAGGCCUCAAGGCGAGAAUAUGAGGAGAGUUGGAUUGGUUUUCGAGGCGAUGAUUUGUGUUGUUACCGAGGUUUUCGAGGUGUAUGAGAAAAUGCGCAGAUUGAUUAGUCAAGCUGUUGCUAGGGCUUAUGAAGAUGAUCACAUUUGGCCUCGGCCCGGGGAUGUUGAGGUCAAUUUGGCUAAUGGGAUUAUGAAAAAGGCGACGGUUCAGGGCGACGAGUUGUGCUUAUUUUUCGAGCUUUGUAGGGAAAUGGGUGUUUUAAACGCGUCGUUUUCCCCAAAAGUUGAGCGAAUUCCGGCCGAGGAAGACUUUAGAGAGCUUGUAAGGAUUGUUGAUAGGGUUUCUAAUAUUAACACAAGAGAGGAUGAAAUAUUGAGUUUGGAUUAUGAAGAUCAUGAUGACCAUCAAGAUGGGACUAUUGUAAAUAUUGUUGAUCAUAAUUAUGAUGAUGAGCAAAGUUAUUCUUCAAAGACUAUAAUUACAGAUAAAUGGGAGAUUUUUGAUGAAGAAAAUUAUGAUCAGAAUAAAACAUUAAUGUUGGUAAGUACUGAUCAUCAUCAUCAUCAUCAUGAUCUUGAUUCAUCAAAUCAUGAUCAUCAACUGAUUAUGCUUUCUCCUCCUCCUACAAUAACAGCUCUUCCAGACUUAAUUACUUUCUAGUGGUUAAUUUGUAAUAAUAAUUCUUUAAUUGUUGAAUAUUAUAUUAUUACGUGAAAAGUUAAUUAAUUAUGGCUCUUAAAA